Molecule: messenger RNA, 1349 nt
Organism: Populus euphratica (Euphrates poplar)
Lineage: Eukaryota; Viridiplantae; Streptophyta; Magnoliopsida; Malpighiales; Salicaceae
Product: LEM3 (ligand-effect modulator 3) family protein / CDC50 family protein
Exons: 8
Coding region: 122-1090 (322 amino acids)
Cellular component (GO): plasma membrane; Golgi apparatus; endoplasmic reticulum
Source: RefSeq, a predicted model, not a curated record
UUCGAUUUCUUCCUCUGCGAUUAAUUUAGUUGCUUUGCACGGUGUUUGAUCCAACUUCUCACUAUUUUAUUUUGAUUUUCACCGGAAACAAAUUAUAGCAGGAUCGUUGAGGGAGUUGGACAUGGCAAGCUCGGCAGAUCGAACAAUUCCAAUAGAUUCACCAAGCUCUGCUUUGAAUAAGUUUAAACAGCAGAAUCUCCCAGCAUGUAAGCCAGUCCUCAGGCCAUCCUGUGUUAUCACUUCCUUUUUGGUGCUCGGUUUUAUUUUCGUUCCUAUUGGACUUACCACUCUUUGUGCUUCUCGUACUGUUGUUGAAAUUGUUGAUCGCUAUGAUUCGGGAUGUGUUCCUGGGGCUUUUAGAAGCAACAAAGUGUCCUUUAUCAAAGAUACCUCUCUUCCCAAAAACUGCUCUCGGGUCCUCAAGGUGCGCAAACAUAUGAAAGCUCCAAUUUAUAUCUAUUAUCAGCUUGACAAUUACUAUCAAAAUCACAGAAGGUAUGUGAAAAGUAGAAGUGAUCAGCAACUCUUACAUGGACUUGAGUCCAACAAUACAAGUUCCUGUGAACCUGAAGAGUUCAAUAAUGGUCUUCCUGUUGUCCCUUGUGGGCUGAUAGCAUGGAGUUUGUUCAAUGACACGUACACAUUUAUUCGUGGAACAAAAGAAUUGAGCAUCAAUAGGAAGAAUAUUGCAUGGGAGAGUGAUCAUGAUAGCAAAUUUGGGAAGCAUGUAUAUCCCCUUAAUUUCCAGAAUGGAACCUUGAUCGGUGGUGGGAAACUAGAUCCCCAUAUCCCUCUAAGUGAUCAAGAGGAUCUCAUUGUAUGGAUGCGCACUGCUGCUCUUCCUAGCUUCCGCAAGUUGUAUGGUAGAAUUGAAGAGGACUUGGAGGCAGAUGAUGUUAUAGUGGUCCAUCUAAUGAACAAUUAUAACACAUACAGCUUUGGAGGAAAAAAGAAGCUUGUUCUUUCAACAUCAAGCUGGCUAGGAGGAAGGAAUGACUUCCUUGGAGUUGCCUACAUCUUUGUUGGCGGUUCUUGUAUAAUCCUUUCAAUUGUCUUCUUGUUGCUUCAUAUGAAAAAUUCAAGGUACUAAAAAGUCCUAGGUGGUUCUUUUUUGGUUUUUGAUGGGCCUUGUCUGGACAAAACUUUACCAUCCUGGAGUGAAAAAGACCUUUCUAGUUGAAGAGGUGACGAUGCUUUCCAAUUUAAGAUUAUUAAAUGAUAAUUGUAGUCGUCGUGUAUUUUGUUUUGACAUUGCUGAACAACUUGAAAAUGUGUUAGGACUGACACAAGGAGCUUGAGGGUGAUUUAAAAGAAAAGAGUGAUAUCUGAUGCUCAUUACAUUUUAUACA